Pseudogymnoascus destructans is the source of this 807-nucleotide messenger RNA. It is a transcript of the gene CYT2, whose product is annotated as Cytochrome c1 heme lyase. Gene Ontology annotation, biological process: cytochrome c-heme linkage. Gene Ontology annotation, molecular function: holocytochrome-c synthase activity. Gene Ontology annotation, cellular component: mitochondrion. The record is from RefSeq and is a predicted model, not a curated record. NCBI's taxonomy places the organism in Eukaryota, Fungi, Ascomycota, Leotiomycetes, Thelebolales, Thelebolaceae. Bases 1 to 807 code for a protein of 268 amino acids. The transcript is spliced from 2 exons.
AUGGGCAAAUCCCCAGAGGCAGAGGCGCCAGCUGAGGUGUGCCCCGUCGAUGACAAAACCCGCGCCGCGUGGUUGAAAGCAAACCCAACUGCGUCGUUCCCCAGCGCAGCGAAGGGAGCCAGCGACGCAAAGAAAGGCAAUGCCUGCGAUUCUGAAGAUAUCACCCAGGCUCCACCGGCGCAGCCUGGGCUAUUCGCGCGAUUUUUCUCUUCAACGCCUUCUGCGGAUGCGGCGGCCGUGUCGACAAGGCUCGGUACGCAGCGCGUAGUUUCGACAAUCCCUCGCGCAUCGCCCGUAGACGACACCGAAGCCUCGAAGCCGGCGAAUAGCGAGAAGGAGAGCGGAGUUAGUGCGAGUGGGAACUGGAUAUACCCUUCAGAGAAGAUGUUCUUUGAUGCAAUGAAGAGAAAGGGCCACUCCAGCGAUCCUAAAGAAAUGAAGACAAUCGUACCGAUACACAAUGCAGUAAACGAGCGGGCAUGGAAAGAAAUCAAGGAAUGGGAGGAGCCAUAUGGUGCAGACGAGAAAUGCGGAGGCCCUAGGCUACACUCAUUCCUGGGACUCUCGACUUCGAUGUCUCCCAAGGCACGCUUCAACAGUCUGUUGGGGUAUACUACACCUUUUGAUCGCCAUGACUGGAUUGUUGAUAGGUGCGGCAAGAAGGUUGAGUACAUCAUUGACUUCUAUGCUGGCAAGGAUGAGGGAAAAGCCAAUGGCAAGCUGAGCUUCUACUUGGAUGUGAGGCCAAAGCUCAACAGCUUUGAAGGCUGGAAGAUGAGAGCCGCGAAGACGGUUGGUCUUGUAUAG